AUGGCCAGACCAUUGAUUUUGCCGUUGCAAUGGCGUCAAUUACAUCAAGCUCUCUCCCACAAAGCCCACUUGCGACACGGCGCGCAAGCUUGCACUCGAGUUGUCACCAAUAGCAACACAACUACAUUGAAACGGCCCUUCCACACCACCCAAACUCGAUCAGCUAUCCGGCCUUCUCGCAAAGCACCAUCUGUUCGAAAACAACCGACGAACGGACAAUUUGAGAAUGUCUUCGAAGGCCCAGGUGGAUUAAAAUUGGACCGUGACGGGUUUUGGAAUGCUUUUUGUGGUAAACAUGUUGAACCAACACUGGCUGAGUUUAAGCAAUUCACACGCCAAUUGUAUGAGCGUUCUAGUCGCAUCAUACCGCCGGGUGUCAACCUGGCGACGUUCGCGUCCGUGGGUGAACAGUUGAUUAGGCUAUCGCACUCGCAGCUCCCUUCCGCGAGUCUUGUUCGGAGUAUCUCAGUAGAUGUCGACGCCGUUUAUCGAAUCUCGUUGGUUCUUGGAGAGCUUCAAACGGGCCGCUACAUCUAUCAAUGGACGUUGACCUCCUGCGCAAAAGCAAAUUCGCGCCGAGCCAUGGUCGACCUCGUGAGCCGGUAUAUGGAAACAAAAAAUGUGGACAUUUACCGAGACAACGAGUGCAUAGCGCGGGUCAGAGAUUUGGCCCUCAAAGACGAAUUCCCUCAUGCGAUUAUGCUAUAUGCCAAACUGCUUAUCUGGCGCGGUGAAAAAACACAAGCCGCCCGGCUUCUGGAGCAGAAGAUUCUACCAUAUCUGCAACCCACUAGGAUACGCCCUCCCCACUGGGAGGAUAUCAUGUUAUUGGAUAGCUUUGAUUCGCCCUGGCGGAUGUACGCUGUUGCCGUUGAGCAGGAACGGGGUCUUGAGGGUAUCCAGAGUGCCACGCGUCGAGCCGCCUUGGAAUUCCACGACCCAGUCGCCAUGACUGACUACGCCGUCACCUUGUUGGAAACGGAGGCUCCUGACAAAUACGAGACGUACGAGACGUACGUGGCCGCCGCUGCAUUAUUGGGACAUACUCCAGCCUGCUUUUACCUUGCCAAUCUCUAUUACCGUAUCUCCCAAGGUGAAUUUACCACUGAAGCAGAGAGAAGCGCCAAGGAUAGGGAAGAGGCCAAUGCCGCGCGCAGUGCUUGGCUGAGACCAUUCGAGCCCAUAGCAAAUUGGGUCUACACGAUGUUCAACCAACCUAUGGACCGGAAGACAUACCGCAUGCUCGCGAUGGACUGGUACGAGCUUGCGUUUGAUAAGGGAAACAACGAGGCUGGGUAUAUCCUGGCCAUGCUCUUACGCGAGGAUGGCGAUAUGGAGAAGAGCCGUGAGAUGUACAAGCUUACUGCUAAAAUGGGUCUUCCAACCUCGUUGUCGAGGAAAAGCCUGGUGGAGAUGAGGGAUAAAUGGGAAGAUCGGACAUUCAACCCUGGUCUACCUCCUAAGCUCUUGAGGCUUACUUAA
This is a messenger RNA of Penicillium concentricum, 1482 nucleotides long. RefSeq lists its product as uncharacterized. Gene Ontology annotation, molecular function: protein binding. The record is from RefSeq and is a predicted model, not a curated record. The coding region runs from base 1 to 1482 and encodes 493 amino acids. The transcript is spliced from 2 exons. Lineage: Eukaryota; Fungi; Ascomycota; Eurotiomycetes; Eurotiales; Aspergillaceae.